This is a messenger RNA of Pongo pygmaeus (Bornean orangutan), 4417 nucleotides long. It is a transcript of the gene UMODL1, whose product is annotated as uromodulin like 1. The transcript is spliced from 23 exons. The coding region runs from base 1 to 4371 and encodes 1456 amino acids. The record is from RefSeq and is a predicted model, not a curated record. Gene Ontology annotation, cellular component: extracellular region. Gene Ontology annotation, molecular function: calcium ion binding; peptidase inhibitor activity; protein binding. Lineage: Eukaryota; Metazoa; Chordata; Mammalia; Primates; Hominidae.
AUGCUCAGGACCUUGAGGCUGGCCCUGCUGGCUCUGGUCAGUGCUGUGGGCCCAAGCCAGGCCAGCGGCUUCACAGAAAAAGGCCUCUCCCUGUUGGGCUACCAGCUGUGCAGCCACCGUGUGACCCACACUGUACAGAAGGUGGAGGCCGUGCAGACGUCCUACACGACCUAUGUGUUCUGCGGUGGCUGGAUCCCCUGGAGGCGGUGCCCUAAGACGGUUUACCGGACCCAGUACCUGGUAGUGGAGGUCCCUGAGUCCAGGAACGUGACCGACUGCUGUGAGGGCUAUGAACAGCUCGGCCUCUACUGUGUCUUGCCCCUGAAUCAGUCCGGGGAGUUCACAUCAAGACCCGGGGUCUGCCCCGCAGAGGGGCCUGAACCACCCACCUCCCCCUGCAGCUUGGACACCGACUGUCCUGGACUGGAGAAGUGCUGCCCCUGGUCAGGGGGGCGCUGCUGCAUGGCCCCUGCACCCCAAGCUCCAGAGAGGGACCCCGUAGGCUCCUGGUACAACGUCACCAUACUGGUGAAAAUGGACUUCAAGGAACUCCAGCAAGUGGACCCCAGGCUCCUGAACCACAUGCGCCUUCUGCAUUCCUUGGUCACCAGCGCCCUGCAACCAAUGGCCUGCACCGUCCACCACCUGCACUCAGCCCCUGGGGACGCCUCCACCACAGUGUCGCGGCUGCUACUGGGCCUGCUGCGGCCACUGCCUGUGGCCGACGUCUCCGCCCUGCUGGGCGACAUUGCGAAGCGUGUCUACGAAGUGAUCAGCGUCCAGGUGCAAGAUGUCAAUGAGUGUUUCUACGAGGAGCUCAACGCCUGUUCUGGAAGGCAACUGUGCACAAACCUGGAGGGCUCGUACCGGUGCGUCUGUCACCAGGAAGCUCCAGCCACGUCUCCACGGAAGCUGAACCUGGAGUGGGAAGAUUGUCCUCCACUCAGUGACUACGUGGUCCUCAACGUCACCAGUGACAGUUUUCAAGUAUCCUGGCGUUUAAAUUCUACACAGAACCACACUUUCCAUGUCCGGGUUUACCGGGGUAUGGAGUUGCUCAGGAGCACCAGGACACAGAGCCAGGCACUGGCGAUGGCUGGGCUGGAGGCUGGAGUGCUGCACAGGGUGAAGACCAGCUACCGGGGGUGCGGGACCGACGUCUCUACCACGCUGACCAUCAAAACCGAUGCCCAGGUAUUUGAAGUCACAAUAAAGAUUGUAAACCACAACCUGACAGAGAAGUUACUCAACCGCAGCAGCGUGGAGUACCAGGACUUUUCUAGACAACUGCUUCACGAGGUCGAGAGCUCCUUCCCACCGGGGGUGUCUGACUUGUACCAAAAUGGGAAACUGAGAAUGCAGAUCGUGUCUCUCCAGGCGGGAAGUGUGGUCGUGAGGCUCAAGCUCACCGUGCAGGACCCCGGGUUUCCCGUGGCCAUCUCCACGCUGGCCCCCAUGCUCCAGCCCCUGUUGGCAAGCACAGUGUUCCAGAUUGACCGGCAGGGGACACGUGUGCAAGACUGGGACGAGUGUGUGGACAGCGCGGAACACGACUGCUCACCGGCUGCCUGGUGCAUCAACCUGGAGGGCUCCUACACCUGCCAGUGCCGCACCGCCAGGGACGCCACCCCCUCCCGCGCAGGCCGGGCCUGUGAGGGUGAACUGGUGAGCCCCACAGGCGGUGGGCUGUCUGCGGCAACAGGGGUAACGGUCCCAGCUCUUGGCACGGGAACAGCAGCCCUCGGCCUAGAGAACUUCACCUUGUCACUCAGCCCUGGGCACCCUCAGGGCACCCCGGCAGCAGGCCAGGCCUGGACCCCAGAGCCCUCACUUAGAAGAGGGGGCAGCAAUGUGGUCGGGUAUGACAGGAACGACACAGGAAAAGGCGUGGAGCAGGAGGUGCCCAGCACUGCCCUGGGUCUGGGGAUGGACCAGGGGAGCCCCAGCCAGGUGAACCCCAGCCAGGGGAGCCCCAGCCAGGGGAGCCUCAGACAGGGGAGCACCAGCCAGGGGAGCACCAGCCAGGAGAGCCCCAGCCAGGGGAGCCCCAGCCAGGGGAGCCCCAGCCAGGGGAGCACCAACUACGCGAACUCCAGCCAGGAGAGCCCCAGCCAGGGGAGCACCAGCCACGUGAACUCCAGCCAGGGGAGCCCCAGCCAGGCGAGCACCAGCCAGGGGAGCCCCAGCCAGGUAAGCCCCAGCCAUAGGAACACUAUCGGGGUGAUAGGCACCACCUCUUCCCCCAAGGCUCCUGGGUCAACCCACAGCUUCCCUCCUGGGGCCACAGAUGGCCCACUGGCCCUCCCUGAACAGCUACAGGGAAACUCCACCAUGGAGCCACCCUCCUGGCCUUCCCCUACUGAGGACCCCACUGGCCACGUCAUGUGGCAUGCCACCCGUUCCACCCAGGAAACACUUCUGAAUCCCACGUGGCUGCGAAAUGAGGACAGUGGACCCUCCGGUUCUGUAGACCUGCCAUUGAUCCCCACCCUCACAGCUCUGAAGACCCCCGCCUGUGUUCCCAUCUCCAUUGGGAGGAUCAUGGUCUCCAAUGUGACCAGCACCGGCUUCCACCUGGCAUGGGAAGCGAGUCUUGCUUUGGACUCCACCUUCCAGCUCACUCUGACUUCCACGUGGAGCCCUACUGUGGUCCUAGAGACCCGGAACACGAGUGUGACACUGUCGGGGCUGGAGCCUGGGGUCUUGCACCUGGUUCAGAUCAUGGCCAAAGCAUGUGGGAAAGAAGGUGCCAGAGCUCAUCUGAAAGUGAGGACAGCAGCCCGGAAGCUCAUUGGAAAGGUCAGAAUCACAAAUGUCAGGUACUCAGAAUCCUUUCGCAAUGCAAGCAGCCAGGAGUAUCGAGAUUUCCUAGAACUAUUCUUCAGGACGGUGCGGGGCUCCCUGCCAGCCACCCUGCGUCAGCACAUGGACGCUGGCGAGAUCAGGAUGGAAGUCAUCGGCGUCACCAACGGCAGCGUCGUGGUGGAGUUUCACUUGCUGAUAAUCGCAGAUGUGGAUGUCCAGGAGGUGUCAGCUGCAUUUCUCACCGCCUUCCAGACCGCACCUCUGCUGGAGGUGAUCAGAGGCGACACCUUCAUACGGGAUUACGAUGAGUGUGAAAGGAAGGAGGACGACUGUGUGCCGGGGACAUACUGUCGAAACACCCUCGGGUCUUUCACUUGUAGCUGCGAGGGAGGAGCCCCCGACUUCCCUGUGGAAUAUUCUGAGAGACCCUGUGAAGGUGACUCUCCUGGCAAUGAAACCUGGGCCACAAGCCCAGAGAGGCCUCUCACCACAGCAGGGACCAAGGCUGCCUUUGUGCAAGGCACCAGCCUCACCCCUCAAGGCCUGCCCCAGCGGCUGAACCUGACCGGAGCAGUCAGGGUGCUCUGUGAGAUUGAGAAGGUGGUUGUCGCCAUCCAGAAGCGCUUCCUGCAGCAGGAAUCCAUCCCCGAGUCCUCGCUGUACCUCAGCCACCCCUCCUGCAACGUGAGCCACAGCAAUGGCACGCACGUGCUCCUGGAGGCCGGCUGGAGCGAGUGCGGGACCCUCAUGCAGAGCAACGUGACGAACACCGUGGUGAGGACCACGCUGAGGAAUGACCUGUCCCAGGAGGGCAUCAUCCACCACCUGAAGAUCCUGAGCCCCAUCUACUGCGCCUUCCAGAAUGACCUGCUGACAUCCUCCGGCUUCACCCUGGAGUGGGGGGUUUACACCGUCAUCGAGGACCUCCACGGCGCUGGGAAUUCUGUUACCGAAAUGCAGUUGUUUAUCGGAGACUCUCCCAUACCUCAGAAUUAUAGCGUGUCUGCCAGUGACGACGUCAAGAUCGAAGUGGGGCUCUACAGGCAGAAAAGCAACCUCAAGGUGGUCCUGACGGAGUGCUGGGCAACCCCGUCUAGCAACGCCCGGGACCCGGUCACCUUCAGCUUCAUUAACAACAGCUGCCCCGUGCCCAACACAUACACCAACGUGAUUGAGAACGGCAACUCCAGUAAGGCCCAGUUCAAGCUGAGGAUCUUUUCCUUUAUCAAUAACUCCAUCGUCUACCUGCACUGCAAACUUCGCAUCUGCAUGGAAUCCCCCGGGGCCACGUGCAAAAUCAAUUGCAAUAACUUUCGGUUGAUGCAAAAUAGUGAAACCUCUGCCACACACCAGAUGUCCUGGGGACCCCUCAUCCGGUCUGAAGGUGAGCCUCCACGUGCAGAAGCAGGCCUGGGCGCCGGUUACGUGGUCCUCAUUGUGGUGGCCAUCUUCGUGCUGGUGGCGGGAACAGCCACCCUUCUGAUCGUGCGCUACCAGAGAAUGAAUGGGAGAUACAACUUUAAAAUCCAGUCCAACAACUUCCGCUACCAGGUGUUCUACGAAUAGGAGGUGCAGGCUGACAGGAAGGUCGCCGUGAGUCAACCUGCCUCCA